This is a messenger RNA of Bufo bufo (common toad), 2573 nucleotides long. It is a transcript of the gene ARHGEF33, whose product is annotated as Rho guanine nucleotide exchange factor 33. The transcript has 16 exons. Gene Ontology annotation, molecular function: guanyl-nucleotide exchange factor activity. The coding region runs from base 33 to 2573 and encodes 846 amino acids. The record is from RefSeq and is a predicted model, not a curated record. Lineage: Eukaryota; Metazoa; Chordata; Amphibia; Anura; Bufonidae.
UCUGUGAUUCUUCAGAACAGGGAAAGCCAGCCAUGGACUCAAACAAACAAGAAGGAGAAACUGAAAAUGUUCCAGUAAGCACCUUGCCAGCCCAGAUUUAUCAGUUGCAGAUUUUGGCUUCUGAACUUAAGACAGGCUUCACAGAGGCUAUGCAGGAAUUGUCCCGAAUUCAACAUGGUGAAUAUGCCUUGGAGGAAAAGGUCAAGAGCUGUCGCUGCACCAUGGAAGAGAAGGUUUCAGAAUUGAAAAAUUCCCUCAACAACUUGAAGGAAGAGGUGAACACCGCAAUGGCAAUGAUUCAUGCUAUCAUUGCUAAGCAGGAGGAGAUGCAGCAGAAGAUUGAACAGCUGCAACUCGAAAAAAGGAGGGAAUCUCGAAAAGUGAAGAAUAAAAGGAUCCAGAAGGAAGAACAUACAGGUCAAACCCAAUCAGCCCAGAACAGCACCUUCCAAAAUUCUAAUCACUCUGAAUCACUGAUGGUCAAUUAUCACAGCAACCUAGUGCAGCCAUCUCCAUAUGAAAAAGCACUUGCGUCCAGGUCAGUAAGUGCUGGUGGUGAAAGCAAUGUGACAGUCACCAACACAGCAACUCGGGCAACUCAUGAAGAGACAGAUGAAAGUUUCAAGUCUUCAAUGACAAUAGAAGGUCAGUCCAGAAUGUAUAUGCCUUCCCUCAUCUGGAGACAGCCAAAAGAUGGAAGAGAGUGGGAAGAAGAAGAGUCUAAAGAACAAACAGAUAGGCCAAGGGAACUAGUACAGAGCCGAGCUGCCCCUGCAGAGAAUGUCCUCAGCGAGCCCAGUAUUUUUGCAAAAAGACAAACGGCAGCAAAAGACCUUCUUGAAUCAGAGCGAAAAUAUGUCCUGAAUCUGUCUCAUAUCCUAAAGAUAAGGGCCACCUUACAAGGGUCUGACAUCAAGAGGACCACUAAAGAGAGAAGUUUUUUCCCCAGUUCCUUGCGGUAUUUGAUCCAGCAUCACCUGGACCUGCUCCACAUAUUGCAGGAGAGAGUAGUAAAAUGGUCUAGACAAGGAAUCCUGGGAGACAUAUUCCUGAAGUUAACCAAUGAUGAGAACAAUUUCUUGGACUACUAUGUUGCUUACUUGAAAGACUUACCAGAAAGCAUAUCAGUGAUCCACAUUGUGGUUCUAAAAGAGGCUGAAGAAGACCUGAAGUCGGAUCUGUACAUUCUGCUUUUCCAUGUAGUUCAGCGCAUUCCAGAAUAUCUUAUUCUAUUGCAAAAUAUCCUGAAGUAUACAGAACAGGAGCACCCGGAUUAUUAUUUACUGUUAGUUUGUGUCCAAAGGCUGCGUGUUUUUAUAUCGCACUAUAGUAUUCUCUUUCAAUACAAUGAAGAUUUGUUAAUUCAGAAGCGGAAAAAACUUAAGAAAUCAUCAUUGAUUAAACUGUACAAAGGCCUUGCAUCUCAGUCCAUGGUGACUGGCCAGGAAGUUCCUCCUAGUCUGACUAAUUCGGUGAACAUUAAAGAAAAUGCUGCCCACUCUGAUGAGACCCUCCAACCUUACACCACCACAUCAGGCUCCUCUUCAUCAGCCAUGCAUCUUCUUCCUCAUAUGAAAAAGAGCAGACAGACUCCAGUGGAAACCAUCCAGCCAUUAAAGGCAUCAGACUGGGAAGCUGAAGGAAAGAAGCAUGAAAAAUCAGAGAACAUGACAGCGCCAAUGUCAUUCAUUGGGAAUGAUCAAGAAGCCAAUUCCCUACCUUUACAGUCUAUUCCAGAAAUGGAAUAUGAAACUAAUGCUGUGGACGCAAUGCUUGAUGUUGAAAGGUCCACAAGAACCUCAUCCAAUAUUUUACCGGAUGGUAACUUUGCCCGAAACUAUGAAGAAUUUGAAUAUGGUGGUGAAAUAAUAGGAAUUUCUACUCCAUAUGAAGAGGAAACCUUUCCAAACAGAACUCUUUAUGAGUCAUGUUCUGCAGGCUCCUCAGAAUCCAGCCUUGAUAUUUGCUUUUUAAGACCAAUAAAUUUCACACUUGAGUCCAACAGAACAGACCGUUGCCAUCAACCCUUGGCCAGAAGUUGCAUGUCACCGGUGAGCAACAGCAGCUACAGAAAUGAAGGUAUACAUGCAAAAAACAAACCAUUGAGCCGAUCUCUCAAGGAGUUCCCUCGCAGUCAAGAGACAGUGACUACCAGGUUGUACAGCACCAGAAGCACCCAUGCCAAUAGGAUGCAGUUAAAUCAGGACAGAAGCACCCAAUCUCAUGGUCUAUCAACUUCAGUCCGCAGCUCUCACAGGCCCUUCUACAUUCCACAGAGACCACAUGUGGAUAGUAGAUCCUUACUAGAGGAUAUCCACAUGGAUGGAAAUGCAAGAUUCUACCAUAAGGAUGAAACGGAGCAAACAUCUUUCAGUGAUCAUCAUCCCAGAUCAGAUCAUAAGGGAGGUUUCCGAAGCUCGUUCCGCAAACUAUUUAAAAAGAAGUCAUCUGGACUAGAAAACAAAGAGAAGAUGAGUGAGAAGUCAUCCAUAGACCAGUCUCCCACCAGACAGGAGAUCUUUAGAGUUCACUCUGCUUUGAUCAAUGAGCUUGACCGAGGUACAGCUGUAUAG